GAAAGAGAGUUCGUUUUACUUUGAGAAUAGCUGAGGGAGAUUCUAAUUAAUUAAUUAAUAUAAUAUGGGAAGUUGUUGGAGUUGUGUUGCUUCGGAUGAUCAGAGGCUAGCUGAUGCUGCGGCUACAGGGCAUCUCACUUCUCCUGCUUCUUCUUCAUCAUCUGCUGCAACAGCGGGGAUUUCACACACCACUAGCAACCUGACGACGGCAUCUUCAUCCUCGAUGGCUACUACCACCGGCUCCGGAGGGACGACAAGCGGUGGUAGUCGAUUCUCAACAGCAGCGGGAGCUUCUUCCGGCGGCGGCAGCGGCGAACACGACGACCCAUUGUCGUCGUCGUCUGAAGAGGGGCAGAUACUUCCCCACCCCAAUUUGAGAGUCUUCACUUUUGCCGAGCUCAGGGCUGCUACCAGAAACUUCAGGAAUGACACAUUGCUGGGAGAGGGCGGUUUUGGCAAGGUUCACAAGGGUUGGCUGCUUGACACCUGCAGGGGCGGGGGCAACUCCUCCUCCUCCUCUUCCUCCAAGAGCGGUGGCAGUGGAACCGCCAUUGCCGUGAAGAAGUUGAGUUCUGAGAGUUUGCAAGGCUACGAGGAGUGGGAGUCAGAAGUCAAUUUCCUGGGGUGUCUUUCCCAUCCGAACCUAGUGAAGCUCAUAGGAUACGGGUGGGAUGAGAGAGAACUGCUGCUUGUGUAUGAGUUUAUGCAAAAAGGAAGCCUAGAGAAUCAUCUCUUUGGAAGGGGUAGUGCAGUUCAGCCACUCCCAUGGGAGAUAAGGUUAAGAAUCCUGAUCGGUGCUGCUCGUGGUCUGGCCUUCCUUCACACUUCAGAGAAGCAAGUCAUCUAUAGAGAUUUCAAGGCCUCUAACAUUUUACUUGAUGGCUCAUAUAAUGCCAAGAUUUCGGACUUUGGUCUGGCAAAGUAUGGACCUUCAGCUAGCCAAUCACAUGUGACAACUCGGGUUAUGGGGACUGAAGGCUAUGCUGCCCCUGAGUACGUUGCAACAGGUCACCUGUAUGUGAAGAGUGACGUGUAUGGGUUUGGCAUGGUUCUGGUAGAAAUGCUUACAGGUUUGAGGGCUAUAGACCCCAAUCGUCCAAGGGAACAACAAACUCUGGUGAACUGGAUUAGGCCACAUCUAGCAGACAAGAGGAAGUUGAAGGAUAAGAUGGAUUCUCGAUUGGGAGGAAGGUAUCCUUCUGGAGCUGCACUCCAGAUUGCCCAACUUGCUCUUUCCUGUUUGGGAUCUGAGCCUAAGAUGAGACCUUCCAUGAAACAAGUAGUGGAGACCCUAGAACAAAUCGAGUCCACAAAUGAGAGACCCAAAGAGCCAAUAAGGCGACCAGCAAGGCCCGCUACUGCUGCUGCUAGCAGGAGGCAUCAACAUCGAUCACAACAACAACACAACUACUAAUCAUCGAUCAUAUAGGAUCUAACUAAUACAUCUCCAUGCUAUAUAAACAUCCAUGAAUGACUUUCCCCCCACUUGUGCAUGAAAUCACUCGCCUAAUUUGUUUCGAGUGUCUCAUGUUCGAUCACGUGUAGUUGCUUUGAUCGUAUAAUGUAAAUGAAGAAAUCACACAAAGUAAGAGUAAAACAUAUAUAGAUUUAUUCCCAAGAUAAGAGUGACAUGUUUUUAUUUCUAAAAAUAAAAUUAUUGCCUUGUU
Cuscuta campestris is the source of this 1667-nucleotide messenger RNA. The record is from the annotation of a GenBank genome assembly. NCBI's taxonomy places the organism in Eukaryota, Viridiplantae, Streptophyta, Magnoliopsida, Solanales, Convolvulaceae.